AUGGCGCAUUUCAUAUCCCAUACACCUUAUUUGUCUCUGCUCAUCAUAUUUCUAACCACCACCAUCCUGUCCCUCAAUCAUCCACAAAAGGCCGACAGCAUGGCCACAGUCGUCCCGCGUCAUCGUUGUCUCAACGGACAACCUUGGUCCUCACCUUUCAAAGUCUUUUUGCUCCAGGGCACCACCAAUCCAACCGCAUCAGCCCCUCGUCGGACAUUUGCCACCACGACCGACGAUGUCCCAACAACAAAGCCACGGGUGCGAGCCACUACAUUCGCAGACAAACUCAACGCCGGUCCUUCAUUUUCAGAUUUUGUGUCUGGCAGAGACGAGCCUUUAGAUCCGUCCGAAGCCUAUGCCCUCAAGACCGCGCUGGUAGGGCCGGAAGGCAAGAAGAAACAAAUUACCCGGUUGCCUUCGUGGCUCAAGACCUCGAUUCCCGACAGCGCAAAUUAUAAAAAGAUCAAGAAUGACCUUCGAGGUCUCAAUCUGCACACUGUCUGCGAGGAAGCCCGGUGUCCCAACAUCUCCGAAUGCUGGGGCGGAAGCAGCAAGUCCGCCGCAACGGCGACGAUCAUGCUGAUGGGCGACACCUGCACACGAGGUUGUCGCUUUUGCAGCGUGAAGACAUCCAAGACACCCCCACCGUUGGAUCCGCACGAGCCCGAACAUACCGCUGAGGCAUUGUCACGUUGGGGACUGGGUUACGUGGUUAUGACGGUCGUGGACCGAGAUGAUCUGCCGGACGGCGGUGCGCACCAUCUCGCCGAGACAAUUCGAAAAGUCAAGGCAAAAGCACCGUCUAUAUUGGUGGAAUGCUUGACAGGAGAUUACCAAGGCGACCUGGAAAUGGUCAAGCUGGUCGCUACGUCUGGUCUGGACGUUUAUGCGCACAACGUGGAAACCACCGAGGCACUCACCUCACAGGUUCGAGAUCGUCGUGCAAACUUCAGACAAUCCCUGAGCGUCCUUCAAGCCGCCAAAAAGGCCAAGCCGGAUUUGAUCACAAAGACGUCCAUGAUGCUCGGACUGGGGGAGACGGAGGAGGACGUGUGGGCUGCGCUGCGAGAUCUGCGCGCUAAUAGCGUUGAUGUGGUCACCUUUGGCCAGUACAUGCGGCCGACAAAGAGACACAUGGCCGUACACGAGUAUGUCACUCCAGACGUGUUUGAGCAAUGGAGAGUCAGGGCGCUUGAGAUGGGCUUCCUCUACGUCGCAAGUGGUCCAUUAGUUCGAAGCAGCUACAAGGCUGGUGAGGCCUUUAUCGAAAACGUCUUGAAGAAGAGGCGAGCUGGUCGAGCAGAGACCGCGACGGCAGAUAUCGCGGGCGAUAUACCCGUGAACAGUAUCGAGCUGGGCAAGGCUUGAUUUUAACCAGCUGUUGACCGUUUUAUGUUGGAUUCGGCGUUUGGCUAUUGCCCUGGAUGUACGAAAUGGCUCGUGUAUAGCAGUUCUCCUUCAUCGGUGGAAGAUAAGAGAUCAGAAUGAAAUAUUUUCAUCGUCAUUGUCAACCAAUGGCUAGACUAGA
This is a messenger RNA of Exophiala oligosperma, 1528 nucleotides long. Its product is annotated as lipoyl synthase, mitochondrial. The transcript has a single exon. Gene Ontology annotation, biological process: lipoate biosynthetic process. Bases 1 to 1368 code for a protein of 455 amino acids. Lineage: Eukaryota; Fungi; Ascomycota; Eurotiomycetes; Chaetothyriales; Herpotrichiellaceae. The record is from RefSeq and is a predicted model, not a curated record. Gene Ontology annotation, molecular function: 4 iron, 4 sulfur cluster binding; lipoate synthase activity. Gene Ontology annotation, cellular component: mitochondrion.